This is a messenger RNA of Phoenix dactylifera (date palm), 1024 nucleotides long. RefSeq lists its product as uncharacterized. The record is from RefSeq and is a predicted model, not a curated record. Lineage: Eukaryota; Viridiplantae; Streptophyta; Magnoliopsida; Arecales; Arecaceae.
CGCAUAAUAACUCGACCGAAAGAGAGGACCCGACAAGCCUAAGGGAAUAUCCGAAAUAACUCCCAUUCUCUCUCGAAUUCCACAUCCGUCUCUCCCCUCCUCCCGCCGCCGAUGGCCGCCUCCUCUUCCUCCUCCGCCGCCAAAUCCUUCUUCCAUUCCCUCAAGAGAUUCUUCAAGGCUCCCUGGGAGAUCACCGGCCCCUGUGCCGACCCCGAGUACCGCACUGCCGUCCCCAAAGCCACCGAAUACCGCCGGUUCUGCCCGGCCACUGUGCCGGCCAAGGCCUGCGUCCCCACCGCCGACCCCGGGACCGUUUUCGACAUCAAGUACCACAUCCGCGAUCGCCGCCGCGACCGGCCUCCCGUCCGCCGGACCGUGCUGAAGAAGGCCGACGUAGAGAAGAUGAUGGCCGAGAAGACCUUCGGCGCUGCGGACUUCCCGCCGGUGUACCUCACUGAGCGGGUCCAGGAGGACGAAAACGCCAGGGGAGGCGGGUACCAGAAAUAGGUUUACACAUCACUUGCAGAGUUGAUCUUCCAUCAGGCUAUUUUCAGGUUUAAAAGUUCAGUCUAUUGGAACAGGUUUUUCUUCGAUCAUAGAGGAAAUGUAUAACUAAAGAAAUAUAUAACUAAAGAACUUCUCCUUAGAUGACAAUGUGUUUUCUUGUUCUGGUUGUGGGGCCUCUAAAUGGUUGUUAGUUGUACUGGAUAGUUUUAGGGCAGGACUAGACCCUUGGAACAUCUCAAGUAUUUUAUUUAUAUUGUAUAAUUUUGUUGGAGAAGGCAAUAGGAAUAUCGACACAUCCAGGAUUUUAUGAUUGCUUGUGUUAAUCACAUUGUCUUGUUUGUCCAACCUUCUUUGUUCUGAAUAGGAUAUAUACAAUCUUAGGGCCUAUUUGGAUUUUCCUACAUGAUUGGGCCGAAAAUCUUAUAGAUUCGUGGAUUGAGCUACUAAGAUCACAAGCUACAAGCUGGGCUAGGCCUAUAUUCAUAAAAUACCCAAAAAUAGCUUUGGAAAGUGCCGG